Messenger RNA from Neospora caninum, 669 nucleotides. RefSeq lists its product as hypothetical. The transcript is spliced from 3 exons. NCBI's taxonomy places the organism in Eukaryota, Apicomplexa, Conoidasida, Eucoccidiorida, Sarcocystidae. The record is from RefSeq and is a predicted model, not a curated record. The coding region runs from base 1 to 669 and encodes 222 amino acids.
AUGGCGCCGUCACUGGAAAGCCAAUGGCCUUCCUCGUCUCUCUCUUCUUCCUUCUUUCUUCCAACUUCCCGAUGCUCCGGCAGACGGCGAAGCGUCUCUGCUUCUCAAAAGGGAGAGAAGGAAGGCGCCCUCAGGGUGUCUUCUGCUCGACAGAAGGUCACCUCCCUUCUGGUUUUGUUCAGAAAUUGUGUUUUCAGUCUUCUCCUUGUUUCUCUCCUGUGUUGCUUUGCGGAGGGCGCGAAGCCGAAGGACGGCAGGCCUGUGACAUACGGCAGUGCAGUUUCUCUGGUGCACGUUCUCUCUGGCUUUAAGUUGUUUUCCGGGAAAAUCUCGUGGGGCUCGGGGAGUGGCCAACAAGCCGUCACGGCGAUCCCGAGCGCAGACAAAGCUGCAGCAGCCAAUAUGCUCUGGAUUGUCAGUGCGCCGUCGAGUGGUUUUCGUCGGAAGCCCCUAGACAGCCCAGUGCUUGUGGCUGAGACGGCAGGCCUCCAGGGCACUUCGAGUCAGCUUGUCCCUGCUUUGGUCACCCCUGGUGCAGCAGGAGAACCAGUGCGCUGCGGGUCGGUGAUUCUCCUCGAACAUGGCAGCUCUCGGGGGACGCUUCAGGCGACGGGCGCCUCUUCUCCAAUCAGCAGUCAGAAAGAGGUAGACCACACACCCGAGAAAUAG